Ochotona curzoniae (black-lipped pika) is the source of this 530-nucleotide messenger RNA. It is a transcript of the gene MRPL33, whose product is annotated as mitochondrial ribosomal protein L33. The record is from RefSeq and is a predicted model, not a curated record. The transcript is spliced from 4 exons. NCBI's taxonomy places the organism in Eukaryota, Metazoa, Chordata, Mammalia, Lagomorpha, Ochotonidae. Gene Ontology annotation, molecular function: structural constituent of ribosome. Bases 83 to 280 code for a protein of 65 amino acids. Gene Ontology annotation, biological process: translation. Gene Ontology annotation, cellular component: mitochondrion; ribosome.
CGGAACCGGCCCGUACCCCCGGAAGUAGUUGUCUGUAGCGGGCCUUGGGGUCGGUGGCGGAGGCUUUCCGGGAGCUGUCGCCAUGUUCCUCUCCGCCGUCUCCUUUGCCAAGAGCAAGUCAAAAACCAUUCUGGUGAGAAUGGUAAGCCAAGCGGGGACGGGUUUCUCCUUCAACACGAAGAGGAGCCGGCUACGGGAGAAACUGACUCUUCUGCAUUAUGAUCCAAUUGUGAACAAAAAAGUCCUCUUCGUGGAACAGAAAAAAUUACGAUCCCUUUAAAUAUUGGACUGCAAAUGAAUUUGAUUUAUAAAUGAGAAGACUAAGGGUGGGAUACUGAUUCAGAAACCUGCAGUGCGUAAUGAAAGAAGAGGAAAUGGCAUGGAAUCAGUGCCUCCUGUGAUUUGAAGGCCAUUGUGAAGGAAAACAAUGCAGUGAAAGAAAAUUCUUCAUAUUAGGACAUAUAUCAUUGCAUCAUAUUUAUUUAUCUUUCUGGAUAUUUUUAUAGCCCUUAAUAAAAAAUAUUAAAAUA